AUGGAUGAAGUGUUUUCUUCAAUCAAAGAACCCCUUUCAUCUAACAAUCUCCAACUUUACACGAAAGUCACUCUCUCUCUCUCUCUCUACUCUCUCCUCUCUCUCUCUCUCUACUCUCUCUCUCUCUCUCUCUCUCUCUCUUCUCUCUCUCCUCCUCUCUCUCUCCCUCUCUCUCUCUCUCUCUCCUCUUCUCUCUCUCUCCCUCUCUUCUCUCUCUCUCUCUUUCUCUUCUCCUCUCCUCUCUCUCUCUCUCUCUCUCCUCUCUCUCUCUCCCUCUCUCUCUCUCUCUCUUCUCUCCUCUCCUCUCUCUCUCUCUCUCCUCUCCUCUCUCUCUCCUCUCUCUCCUUCACUACAUGUCCACAAUUUCACCCAAUUGAGCACUUUCUUCUUUCUCUCUCCCACUUACUCAUCUCUCCUCCCCUUCCUUCCCCUUCCUUUUUUUCCUUCCCCUUCCUUUUUUUCCUUCCCCUUCCUUUUUUUCCUUCCCCUUCCUUUUUUUUCCUUCCCUUCCUUUUUUUCUUCCCCUUUUUUUUUUUUUUCCUCUCUCAGCCUUUCCUUUUUUUCUCCCCUCCCUCAGCCUUUCCUUUUUUUUCCCCCCUCCUCUCAGCCUUUCCUUUUUUUCCUCUCCCCUCCUCUCAGCCUUUCCUUUUUCUCUCCCCUCCCUCUCAGCCUUUCCUUUUUUUUUUUCCUCUCCCCCUCCUCUCAGCCUUUCCUUUUUUUUUUCUCCCCUCCUCUCUCAGCCUUUCCUUUUUUUUCCUCCCCCUCCUCUCAGCCUUUCCUUUUUUUCCUCUCCCCCUCCUCUCAGCCUUUCCUUUUUUUUCCUCUCCCCCUCCUCUCAGCCUUUCCUUUUUUUUUCCCCCCCUCCUCUCAGCCUUUCCUUUUUUUUCUCCCCCCUCCUCUCAGCCUUUCCUUUUUUCCUCAGCCCUUUCCCUUUCCUUCUUUUUUUCCCCCCCCCUCCAUCCCCUGAGUCUUUCCCUCCUCAACCUUUCUCCAGUUUCCUUCUUAUUGGAAAAUGCUUUUCCAUUUUUGAUUCUCCUCUUUCUUCUCCAUCAUCUCUUUCUUCUCCAUCAUCUCUUUCUUCUCCAUCAUCUCUUUCUUCUCCAUCAUCUCUUUCUUCUCCAUCAUCUCUUUCUUCUCCAUUCUCUUUCUUCUCCAUCAUCUCUUUCUUCUCCAUCAUCUUUUUCCAUCAUCUCUUUCUUCUCCAUCAUCUCUUUCUUCUCCAUCAUCUCUUUCUUCUCCAUCAUCUCUUUCUUCUCCAUCAUCUCUUUCUUCUCCAUCAUCUCUUUCUUCUCCAUCAUCUCUUUCUUCUCCAUCAUCUCUUUCUUCUCCAUCAUCUCUUUCUUCUCCAUCAUCUCUUUCUUCUCCAUCAUCUCUUUCUUCUCCAUCAUCUCUUUCUUCUCCAUCAUCUCUUUCUUCCCAUCAUCUCUUUCUUCUCCAUCAUCUCUUUCUUCUCCAUCAUCUCUUUCUUCUCCAUCAUCUCUUAUUGUUGAAAUUUUGCUUUCUUGCUACUCUCCGCCCCCCCCCUCUCUCUCUCUCUUGCGCUCUCCGCCCCCCCCUCUCUCUCUCUUGCGCUCUCCGCCCUCCCCUCUCUCUCUCUUAGCUCUCUCCCCCUCCCCUCUCUCUCUCUCUCUCUUGCUCUCCGCCCUCCCCUCUCUCUCUCUCUUGCCUCUCCGCCCUCCCCUCUCUCUCUCUCUCUUGCGCUCUCCGCCCUCCCCCUCUCUCUCUCUCUUACGCUCUCCGCCCUCCCCUCUCUCUCUCUCUUUGGAGAAACAUUGUGGGGGAAUUGCUCCUCUGUGGAAAGUGAUUCACAAGAAUGGCGUCACUGUUGACAAUCGAUUAGAUAACUUGGCUCUCGUUAUGGAGUCCAGCUCUACAUAUCAACUGGAUGAGCCGUCAAACAAAGCCAACAGAGAACAGAGCUUGUAUUGGAUAGCAGUACAGCAGUUACAGCAGGACCCAAUAGAAGAGCAUUUUCCUGAACCAGUUUAUAGCAAGUAUUAUAAUUCAAAUGGGGAAAUUGUGGAGGACGAAGGUAAGAAAUAA
Molecule: messenger RNA, 2043 nt
Organism: Acanthosepion pharaonis
Lineage: Eukaryota; Metazoa; Mollusca; Cephalopoda; Sepiida; Sepiidae
Source: the annotation of a GenBank genome assembly